Fukomys damarensis (Damara mole-rat) is the source of this 3410-nucleotide messenger RNA. It is a transcript of the gene Ypel2, whose product is annotated as yippee like 2. The transcript is spliced from 5 exons. The coding region runs from base 218 to 577 and encodes 119 amino acids. The record is from RefSeq and is a predicted model, not a curated record. NCBI's taxonomy places the organism in Eukaryota, Metazoa, Chordata, Mammalia, Rodentia, Bathyergidae.
GGGCUGCAUAGUGAGUUCCAGGCUGCUGAGAACCAGCCCUAGACCUCUGUGUGAGGGUCUUUGCUCUGAAGACAUCACCAGUGUGUGGAGCCUGCCCCACACCACCCCCUGCCAAACCACGGCCUUCACCUGUGUCUUCCGGUGUUUCCCGUGCGACCCAUCCUGUGGGAGUGCCUCGUGGGCGGCCCCAGAGUUCACCCCACGCUCAGCGGCACCAAUGGUGAAGAUGACAAGAUCCAAGACUUUCCAGGCGUAUCUGCCCACCUGCCACCGCACCUACAGCUGCAUUCACUGCAGGGCUCACCUGGCCAAUCACGAUGAACUAAUCUCCAAGUCGUUCCAAGGAAGUCAAGGACGAGCAUAUCUCUUUAAUUCAGUAGUUAAUGUGGGCUGUGGGCCUGCAGAAGAGCGAGUAUUGCUAACAGGACUACAUGCAGUCGCAGACAUUUACUGUGAAAACUGCAAAACCACUCUGGGAUGGAAAUAUGAACAUGCUUUUGAAAGCAGCCAGAAAUAUAAAGAAGGCAAAUACAUCAUUGAACUAGCACACAUGAUCAAGGACAAUGGCUGGGACUGAGCGGGCAGCAGCCACCCACCCGCACAUUGUACCCAGGCGUGAGAGAGUGACUGAACACUUGGUUCCAUCCAUUCGGGGGCCUUGCCAUCUGGGGCACCCUCCCACCCUGACACCAUCUUCCUGGUGACCGGCCUCUAAAUGGCUGUCUCUCUGUCUCUUUGCUUUGUAUCUGUUUGUGAGUUGAUCCUGGCUUCUCUCUCUGUUCUAGUGUUUGCUGAAAACAAAACAACUAAAGGAACAGAUCCUCGACCGCCUGGCAGCAGCCCACCUUGGAAAGGGCCCCAGGACCCUGCAAGAGCUGCCUGAUGGCCUCUUGUCAGGAGAGCAGUGGCUCAUGGGUGUGACGAAGAGGGAAAAGGGGAUCCCUGAGGUCCUGGGGGUGGGCAGGGGCGGGAGGGUGGAAGUAGGGACAGAGCUGCUCUGCUCCUGGAACCCUGGUAACUUAGGCUUGAAAUAUUCAACUUGUCUAAAAGGACAAAGAGAAAAAAAAAAUACCUCAUGACUGCAUUCUCUCUGACCCGAACCUUCACUUCCUGACUCCCGAUGUGUCAGGACAGCAGAUGAGCACAGAAGGGGCAGCAGGCCUGUUUCUCUCUGGCUGAGUUAGGGAAUCUCUGGGUAGGGAGUGAGGUAGGCGAAGCCCAGGUGGGUUUUGAUGACUCUCAUGCCUCACACAGCCUCUGGGUAAUCAUCUUCUUUGCCUCAGCCACUGAAGAUGAGGGGAAAGGGAACUAUUUGCAAUGAGUGUACGAUGGAUAUAUCCCAAAGGCUUUGACCAUCAACCAAGUAAAAUCAGAGAUUGAGGCGAGCAGGGCAUAAGGGAAUGUUGCAGCUUGGGAGCUCCCGAAGAAUGGCUCAGCGAUCGAGCCAGCAAACCAAGACAUAGAACCAGUUAGUAAUUCUGAAUGUCCACCUUUCUUUUCCUGACCCAGUGAGUGAUGUGGCAGGGGAAGGGGUUGAGAGAAAGCAUGGCUGGAAUAGAUCAGAUCAGCACGUGUUUCUUCGGUUUUUAGUGGGGUCAACUAUCCUCCGUUCUUUGUGCUUCAGUUGCGGUUGUCCAGUUCCAUCAUCGUAGACCAUGGAAAACGCAGACCCAGGGCUUUGAGCCUAGUGAUAGCCUGAGUAGUGGAUUCCUCAUGGCCCUAGUUGUCCUGGAUCUGAAUGUCUUCUGUGGCGAGAGAUCUGUUCAUGUGGUGCAGUAAUUGGGGGAGGGGGUUACAAAUUCCAGUAUUAGCCUCUGUCCCCACCUCCCAUCCAAGUUUCAUUGUGUUAGGGAAGUGGAAAACAAAUCCCUGUAAGGCUCGAGAGAAAGAAGAGUUUGUUACAUUUAAUCAACACUGUGAAGUCUGUUCUAUGGCAAUUCAGCCAGCGUAUGGUGCAUGACUGAAACUCAUUUCGCUGAGUUCAUUUCAUUUCGUAGACUGAAAACAUUAAGAUUUGUGUGCAUUAGGUGAUUCUUAGCAUCUCGUUCUGCAAGCAGGCUGAUCCUAUAGGAAAAUGCAGCUUUAAAGGUCUCCAAAGAAAAGAAAAAAGAGUUCUUGGAGAUAAGAAUCUGUAUAAUCAAUGAACCAAGAUUAAAUCCACCAACCCAGGAUAUUUUUGGAAUCACGUCUGUAGCAGAACCAAAUUCCCAUAGGGAGUGAGUCUAUGGUGGAAAUGCCUCUUUGUGUCCAUGUGCCACUGCAGAAUGGGAGAUUGAAUACCGGCACGGCCUGCCCUUCUAGGAGCAGAUGGCGGAAUGACAGAAAGCCGGGUGAUCGUGUGCGGCGGUGGACCGCCUCUCCUCCACAAAACAAAGCGUUCCUAGAAAUUGACAUUUGUUCCCCAAGGCUUCUUGCCCAGCCCUUUCCAGUGCUUUAGUAGCCUUGGAGAUUAAGUUGUUCUCCUUACUUUAUUGCAAGACAGACUGGAAGGGUUCAGAAGCAUUUAAUCUCUGCUUCCGAAGACCUUGUCCCCUGGCUCCCAGGCCCAAGUUCUCAAUAAACAUUUUUCAACUUUCACAUUCCUAAGCUGGCUUUCCAGCACAGAAAUCAUGGAUUUCCCCUCUUUGUCCCUCUUAAAGGAAGUGGCCUUCAUUUGUGGAUUGAUUAGACCCCUUGCCUAGAGUGUCCCGGCUAUUUCUUAAGAGUCUGCUUCAUUAAGAAAAAGGGGAGGGAGCCCAAUCUAGGUAGUUGUUUUGUCUCUAAAACUACAAUUGGAAUGUGGUGACAGAGAAACUGGACAUGGGUGCCCUAGAUUGUCAGGGGGUAGAGAAAGAGACCAAUGUGCCACUGUUUUUUCUUAGAGAUGGGGCCUGGGUCAGAGCAGGCUCCAGCCAGACCCCCGUUCUGGUUGUUUCAGUUACUGUCCACGGAGCACCCAAUGGGUGCAUGGCGCCACACUUGGUGCAAGGGAAUGAGUGUUGGUUUUCCACAGCUAUGAGAGAGAAAAGAAAAAGAAAAAACUCAUUAGGCUUCCCUUUGUGUCCGUGAAACCAAAAGUGCUCCUUAUACCGUUAGCUCCAUUUACGGCUCGUCAUCCUAACACUUGGCAGUAUUGGAGAGGCUGAAGCUGAGCAAUGGAGGUAUAUCAAUGCCUCGGUUGGUUUAUUCUUUUUUAAUUUCUUCACCAAAUUAUUGACUCAGAGCGUAACCAAAGACCUCAUUCACCACCCCCCCCAUCGGUUCAGGGAAUUGGAGUCUGUUGCUUACACGAGGGCGGGGUGCGGGGAGCGGGGAAGGGGGAAGGGGAAGUGAGAGAGGGAAGGCGUGAAGCUCUGUGCCUCAGCCGGCAAUGCCUUUGCUUCGAGCUGCAGUCCAGCUGGCAGACCUGAGUUCCACCUCCCUGGGUCACA